Messenger RNA from Aegilops tauschii subsp. strangulata, 345 nucleotides. RefSeq lists its product as uncharacterized. The record is from RefSeq and is a predicted model, not a curated record. NCBI's taxonomy places the organism in Eukaryota, Viridiplantae, Streptophyta, Magnoliopsida, Poales, Poaceae.
AUGAGGGCCCGCCUGCUCCUGGUGAUGGAGCCUCAGGAGGGCAGCUGGACCCAGGAGUUCGAGGCAUACUUACUCCAUGGCACCCUGCUUGAGAAGGAGGAGGACGCAGAGUGCGUGGCCCGCCAGGCCACCACCUACAGCUUGCGGGAUGGCGAGCUAUACCGAAGGCACCCCAAUGGCGUCUCGCUAAGGUGCAUUUCAGAAGAUCAAGGGCGUGAGCUGUUGGUGGAUAUCCAUGGGGGAGACUGCGGGCACCAUUCAUCGGAGUGCACCCUCGUGGGAAAGGUGUUCCGCAUCGGGUUCUACUGGCCUACGGCGCUCCACGACGGCACCGAGCUGGUCUGA